This is a messenger RNA of Gamsiella multidivaricata, 770 nucleotides long. RefSeq lists its product as uncharacterized. Bases 88 to 627 code for a protein of 179 amino acids. The record is from RefSeq and is a predicted model, not a curated record. The transcript is spliced from 2 exons. Lineage: Eukaryota; Fungi; Mortierellomycota; Mortierellomycetes; Mortierellales; Mortierellaceae.
UAUCUCGACAGCACUUAUCUUUGGCCCUCUUGUUCUCUAAUUUUCUUUCUCUGGCGUUCCUCCGAGUUUAAUACGCAUCAUACAAUCAUGAUAAGCAAACAGUUAUUUUUGAAAGAGACGCCUGGCUUCAAGCGUGCAUACGAUAUGAUCAUAGGGAUGCGUGUGUAUGUGUGUAUAGACACUUCGUGGACCUGGCACCCAGGAGCCCAUCAGACAGCGCCUGCAUGUUGGUUUUUAAAUGACUUGGCAGGCCAUCAUGCACCUCUCUACCUCAUCCAUUGUCGCGCUGUACAAACCAAUAAUCUAGUGAUUUUCACAGGUGAAUUUUGCCAAAAGACCGGAAGGAACUCUCGUUCCCAGCGCCUCAGUCACGAUAGUUCCUGUGUCUGGCUGGAAGGCAGCUUGGGUUGGGUUGUCAGUGGCGCGCGGGAUCAGUUAUAUGUCUUGGUCAAUGUUGGGAACGACGUUCUGAUUGGGAACCUCGUUGUGAUUAGGAACCCCGUUGUGGUUGGGAACUCAGUCGACCUUAGGAGCCCAGUCGUGCUUGGGGACCCAAUCGAUGUUGGGAACCACGUUGUUCUUGGGAGCCGAGUCAACGCGUCAGUGGUCUCGGCGGGCCUCGCCUAGAUGGCGGGGAUAACGAUCAUGCCAAGGGCGAGGGAAGUGACCGACAGCUUCAUGAAUUGAAUUGGAUUCGAGGGAUAAGGGAGGCGAGGUAAACGGUGAAUGUGUCACUGUAGAGCAAGAGUGAUGGCGAUAGGGUAACCUUU